CAGUGGUGCAAAUGUGCGGCCAGCGAUGACUAAUUAAUCAAUACUAGCGGAAGACCGAGGAAUCCCCGCGCAAGAUGUCGUCCAUUGAUUGGGGCGACUUCGCCUGGAACUGGACGCAGUUCUGUCCCACGGGACUGAAGCCGUUCGCCAACGAGACCAACGAUCUGCUGCCCUGCUUCCAGAAGAUCCUGCUCCAGCUGCCCGUCUACACAAUCUUUGCGGCCAUAUCCGCCUACAAUUUCGGCAAUCAGUCGCGACCCGUCGCCCGGAAUGGACUGCAGCUGCGGAUGCUCUGGAUCCGGGCCUUCCUGGCCAUCGUGCUUGCAAUGCUCCCGGUGGCCAAGGUUUUCGCCUUCCACCAGCAGGGCGUUGAACUGUUCGCGGUCGAUCUGCUGGUGGUUAGUGCCGAGUGCAUUAUGUGGGUGGUUCACAGCGGUUUCCUCCUGACAGCCCGUCAAUAUGGAGAGCUUAGUCACCGGGGAUCGCUGCUAAUCAAUGUCGUUUGGCUCACGGUUGUGGUUCUGGAUGCAGUGUGGCUGCGGACGAGUCGCCACUACGACUGGUGGCCCUGGAGCCUGGCCACGCUGCUCUGUGAUCUGCUGUUUGCAGCCACCCUGAUACCCAAAGGAAGUGCUGUUUACACCAGCUUGUCCAGAGGAGGAUCCUCGGGCAGAGAGGAUGAGGCUCUGCUAUCCCAAAGAUAUACCUAUUUCCAUUUCGAUCUGAACGAGGGCCAUUUGGGUCAUGCCCAGGAUGAAGCCAACUUGGGAUCGCGAUUCCUCUUCCAUUGGGUUCAUCCCCUGAUCUCCAAGGGAGUGGCUGGCAAGCUGAGGAAGAUUGAGGAUCUGUUUGAUCUGCCCGACGCCCUAAAUAUCACGCGAUUGAGCGAGAGAUUGCACCUAGCUCUGUCGCAAUCCCAGAGUUUAUGGCGAGCACUGCACAGAUGCUUCGGCGUGGAGUUUUACCUCAUCGGAAUCCUGAGAUUGGUGGCCGAUUUGAGUGGCUUUGCGGGUCCCUUGCUGCUCGGAGGACUUCUCAGGCAGGAUCACGCAGACUCCAAUCAGGUGUAUUACUAUGCAUUGGGCCUUUUUGGCAGCACUUUGCUGUCUGCUCUGUGUGCCACGCACUUUGACUGGCGCAUGGCCAUGGUUUCCAUGAAAAUGCGAGUGGGAGUUAUCAACUCUAUAUACAGAAAAGCCUUGGAGGCCAGGGGCUUGAAGGACUCCAAACCAGAUAUGCUAAAUCUGAUGUCAACGGACACGGAUAGGAUUGUGAACUCCUGCAUCAGCUUCCACUUCUUCUGGAGCAUUCCCUUCAAGUUGUUUACUACACUGUACCUGCUUUACCUUCAACUGGGAGCUGCUUUUCUCGCAGGCGUAGCUUUUGCCGCCAUGCUGAUUCCGAUUAACAGAUGGUUGGCCAAAAGAAUUGGCAUAUAUUCAAGUGGCCUGAUGACUGCCAAGGAUGCCAGGCUAUCGGCCACCACGGAAACCAUGCAGGGAGCCAAGCAGAUCAAGAUCAAUGCCUGGGAGGAUAUAUUCAUUACCAAGAUCCGGGGGUUGCGACAGGAGGAGCUGCGCUUCUUGUCGAAGAGGAAGUACCUGGAUGCCAUGUGCGUCUACUUCUGGGCCACCACUCCCGUGCUCAUGUGCCUGCUCACAUUUGGAGUAUCUGUACUGAUGGGCAAUCAGUUGAUAGCUUCUACCACCUACACAAGCGUGGCCCUGCUUUAUAUGCUUAUAGGACCACUGAAUGCCUUUCCUUGGGUGCUCAAUGGUUUGAUUGAAGCCUGGGUUUCCAUCAAAAGAGUGCAGCAACUAAUGGAUGUGCCCAAUUUGGAUUACUCUUCGUAUUACAAUCCCAUAAUGAGGGGAAGUGGAGGAUCUGGAGCUGCAGAAGACGCACCUUUGGAUGCCCCACGCGCCAGUGUGCUGCAGAUGAAGUGCGCUAGCUUCUGUCACGAUAGCGAGGAGAAUACAUCUUCGGCUGCAUUCCGCUUAAAAGACAUAAAUGUGGACAUCAAGGCGGGUCAGCUUGUGUGCAUCGAAGGACCUGUGGGCGGUGGUAAGAGCAGCUUUCUUUCCGCCAUAGUGGCCAAUCUGCAGUGCACCGAUGGCGAGGUGUGCGUCCAGGAACUGACCACUGGAUUUGGUUACGUACCCCAGUCACCGUGGCUCCAGAGAGGAACCAUCAGGGAUAACAUCGUUUGGGGCGCUCAAUUUGAUGAGCAGUGGUAUAAAACUGUUUUGCAUGCAUGUGCUUUGGAGGAGGAUCUCCAGAUCCUCGGAGGUGAUCUCAUCGGCGUGGGUGAGAACGGAAGAACGCUUUCCGGCGGGCAGAGGGCGAGAGUGGCACUAGCUAGGGCGGUUUAUCAGGAUAAGAAAGUUUACCUCCUGGACGAUGUGCUCUCUUCUCUAGACGCCCAUGUGACCAGGCAUAUUAUCAAGCACUGCAUUCUGCGGCUACUUAAGCACAAAACACGCAUUGUGGUCACUCGGAGCAUUCAGUUAUUCUUCCACGCCAAUCAGAUUCUCCAAGUUAAGGAUGGUCAACUUCUUCCCAGUGAAUAUAUGACUCAAAGCAUUGAUUUGAGUCUGGAUGAGGAGGCGGAUGAUGAGCCUGAAGAAACAGUGAGGCGACGUUCCGUGGAAUUAGCUAACCAGGAUGACAAGAAGAGUGUCGAUAGUCUGCUUCUCGAGGAAUCUAGAGAGUACGGACAUCUUUCAGGCGACGUUUUUGCCUGCUACUGGAAGGCAGUGACUUCUCCAUUGGUCCUUACUGUUUUGCUUUCUGUAUUGCUCAUGCAAUUGACGAGGAAUCUAAGUGAUGCCUGGCUAGCUUAUUGGGUCACUGAAACUACGUUGGAUCCCCAUUCGAAUGACACUUCAUUGGAUCAUGAAUUAAUAGCUCCGGCGAUGGGAAAUGAUACCGGAUCGGGGCACACGACUAGAUUCUAUUUGAGCAUCUUCACCGCCAUCGCUGUGAGCAAUUCCUUGGUGACUCUGGCCAGGGCGUUUCUCUUUGCCUACGCUGGAAUAAAGGCUGCCAUCUUUAUGCACGAAAAGCUCUUGAAGAAAGUCAUGUUUGCCAAAUUCAAUUUCUUUGACAUCACCUCUGUGGGUCGCAUUCUGAAUCGCUUUUCAUCCGACACAAACACUGUGGACGACUCCCUUCCCUUCAUCUUGAAUAUUCUAUUGGCUCAACUGGCUGGGUUAAUAGGAGCUCUCUGCGUCAGCCUGUAUGCGAUGCCUUGGCUAGGUCUUGUGAUCAUUCCCAUGGUUCCAAUCUAUCUAAACUUGCAGCAGCGCUAUCGCCACGCCUCCAGAGACAUCAAACGGUUGUCAAGCAACGCAAUGUCACCGCUGUACACACACUUUACCGAGACUCUUCAGGGAUUGACGACGAUUAGGAGUAUGCGAGCUAGUCCGAGAUUUCAAAGGGACUUCCAAGUGAAGCUCGAGGAGAGCAUUAAAGCCCAGUUGACGCAAUCGGCUGCUCAACAAUGGCUUGCUCUUCGACUGCAGUUGCUGGGCACUCUUCUCGUCGGAGGAGCCGGUCUUCUGGCAGCCAUUACCGCCUCUCACACAACGAAUCCUGGCCUGGUGGGUCUGUGCAUCUCCUAUGCUCUCUCCAUCACUGGUCAAUUGGGAGAUCUCCUUCAUGCUGUGGCUGAAACGGAGCAGGAAUUGGUCGCAGUGGAGCGUAUAGAUCAGUAUCUUCAGCUGGAGGAAGAGCAGAAUGCCUCCGGAAGUGCAGAGCCUCCUUUCGGUUGGCCUACCCAAGGAGUUCUGAGUUUCCGGGAAGUCCAACUGAGCUAUAGAGAGCAUUUGGCGCCUGCUUUGCGAGGCGUGAGCUUCCAAACUGAAGCCUUCGAGCGGAUUGGCAUCGUGGGACGCACGGGAGCUGGUAAAACAUCAGUUCUGGCUGCCCUCCUGCGAGUGGCACCUUUGUCCCAAGGAGAGAUUCGUUUGGAUCAGGUGAAUCUGAAAACUCUGGCUUUAAGUGUGCUAAGAGAAAGGAUAGGCGUUAUCACCCAGGAGCCCUUCCUCUUCGAAGGCACUGUGCGUGAAAAUCUGGAUCCACGCCAUGGUUUCUACGACUCGGAGAUCUGGCAUGCGAUUAAAAACUCAGCAGCCGCCACUCUUCUCGUCCAGCAAUUGGGUGGAUUGGACGGCAAAGUGGAAUCGUGUGGCAACAAUCUCUCCGCUGGGCAGCGGCAACUUCUCUGCUUGGCAAGGGCUCUGCUCAAAAACGCCAAGGUGGUGGCCAUAGAUGAGGGCACAUCCAACCUAGACGACGAAUCGGAUCUGAGCAUUCAGCAGGCCUUGAGGAAUGCCUUCAAGAGCUGCACUCUGCUCUUCAUCGCUCAUCGCCUGCGCGGUCUCAAUGCCAUGGAUCGGAUAAUCGUACUGGACGAUGGACGGAUUUGUGAGGAGGGUAAACCCCAAGAUCUGGCCUCCAAUAGCGCAACUAUUUUCCAUGGAAUGCUGCUCGCUCAGGACAUAAAUCCAGAGGAUUUCGUCAGGCCGAAUUAGCACUAACUACCAAUUGUAUAUAAGUCAAUUGUUAUACGAUUUUAUUUAUUAUUUUGUUUAAUUUGUAUUUACUUGUGUUCCUAACUUACGAUUCCAUUUUGAGUUCCCUAAACAACUAAGAAAUCGAUAAAAAAAAAAACUAACAUUAUUUGUUCUAGAUUUAUUUCAUUGUACAAAUCUGAAUUUGAUUGACAAACUAUUUUUGUAGUGAAUUUUAACCAGUAGUUAUUUCCGUACAAAGUGUACAGAAUGCGUUAAAUUAUAUAUACUAUAUUAUAAAAUAUAUGUUU
Molecule: messenger RNA, 4825 nt
Organism: Drosophila takahashii
Lineage: Eukaryota; Metazoa; Arthropoda; Insecta; Diptera; Drosophilidae
Product: ATP-binding cassette sub-family C member 10
Biological process (GO): transmembrane transport
Cellular component (GO): membrane
Molecular function (GO): ATP hydrolysis activity; ATP binding; ABC-type transporter activity
Source: RefSeq, a predicted model, not a curated record